Molecule: messenger RNA, 3065 nt
Organism: Phyllotreta striolata
Lineage: Eukaryota; Metazoa; Arthropoda; Insecta; Coleoptera; Chrysomelidae
Source: the annotation of a GenBank genome assembly
CGCUUGAGCAAUUGAACCGCGAAUCGGCUUUCCUCGUCGCUUCUAGGCUGCUCUCGACGCGCUGAAUUUAAACGAUUUUUCGGAGUACUGAACUCAGUUAAUAAUUCUAUCGUAAAAAAUUGGUUAUUACAUAGAUUGUGUGAUAUCAAUAAUAGAGAUUUGUGUGGUACUUUGAACUAUUAACUUUCUAAUGAUUACUUAAAAAGGCCAUUUGACACAUUUAGCUUUAGUUAAAAUGUGUUUUGUAACAACUACGAGUGACUGUUCUCGGUUAACGAAAAAUGUGGAUUCUUGUAGUUUCAUAGAAAAAUGUGGAUACUGAGAUAUUUGAAAUGCAGUGGUUUUACAUUUUUGGGAUAAUUUCAGCUGUGAAUGCCGGUAGGGAAGCAUAUGAAAGACUAGGAUACUUUUGGCAUAUAACAGACCUUCAUUACGACGGCCACGUCAUUUUCCACGGAGAUGCACGAAAAGGUUGCUGGCGACCAGAUUACGAUGGGAUUAAAGGCAAAGGUGCUAGGAGGCCAAUGGGAAGGUUCGGGGACUACAGCUGUGAUUCCACUUGGGAGCUUAUCGAAUCCGCAGCCCAACUUAUGACGACACGACACUAUGACAAUGUUGAGUUCGUCUUAUGGACAGGGGACGGGAUGUUUCAUUCGGCUCGGCGUCUGCCAGAAACGCGCCAAAUGGAACUCCUUCAGAAUCUCACUGAUCUAUUGGGCAAGACUUUCAAGUCCCAGUUCGUGUUCCCUGCCCUCGGGCACGAUGAUCCCUUUUCGCGAGAGGAGCUAGCGAAAAUGUGGUCCAGGUGGUUGCCAACUGAUUCCCUCAAGACCUUCAAAACAGGUGGUUACUACAUCUUCGAAAGAAAAAUGCUCAAGUUGCAAAUAGUCGUUUUAAAUACGAAUUUAAUGAAAAGAUCCGACACGGAUCCAGAAGCCAACCAACAGUGGGUUUGGUUGAAAAAUGUCCUCGAUAAAUUCAGACGAAACGGGGAAACGGUGUAUUUGGUGGGACACGUUCCUCCGGGAUCAAACGAACGUCAACGAGGCGCCGCUUCGAUACCCAGCCACUUUUCCUACGUAGAUCACCACAAUAGGAAAUAUUUAGAAAUAGUGAAAAACUUCUCCAGCAUUAUUGCCGGGCAGUUUUUCGGGCAUUUGCAUUCCGAUACUUUCAGGGUUAUUUACAACAACAAUGGAAAACCUAUCUCGUGGGCAAUGGUUUCUCCAUCAGUCACACCACGUCGAACGAAUGAUGGACCUAACAAUCCGGGAUUACGACUGUACAAAUUCGAUAAAGAUACCGGACAAGUUUACGACUACACGCAAUUCUACCUGGACCUAUCGGUGGCGAACGCCAAUGAAAACAGAUUAGCGGAGUGGUCAGUCGAAUACAAUUUCAGUACGUACUAUUCUAUUAACGAGAUAAGCGCCGGCAGUCUACACGCCCUGGCAGACAAGUUUACCCAAGACAAUCCUUACGGGAAUUCUGUCUUCAACAAGUAUUAUCGAGCCAAUUCGGUACGAUUCAACACGAACCCAUCGACAGGUUGUGAUGCGACGUGUGCUCACACCCAUUUCUGUACCAUCACCAGGGUCGAUUAUGACCAGUUUCAACAGUGCAUGCAAACAGCGCCCAGUGCUCUGUCCGCCUCGAGAUCGUUCGUUUCGAGACCGCUGGCCAUCCUCAUACUUUCUGUGAGUGUUGUGAUAAAUUCGUUAGUGUGAUAACUUUUUCUCUUAGAAGUAAUUUUGAAUCGAGUCAAGUAUUGGAAUAUUAGACAAUAAACCAAUUUUUGAAAUGAUAUAAGUUAGAACGGUGAUGGCGGCGAAAGUAAAGGGAAUUUAAACGAAUAUGAGACGAGUUGCAUACAGAUGCGUUCGGAAGAAUAAAUAUUAAAGAAUUGUACUCAGUGGUCACUUUCAUUCAUUUGUAUAAAGUAUUUUCCAAUUAAUUUGUUUUUAUUAUCUCUAAAUUUUAAUAAUUGCUUUAGUUAACUAUAUCAAAAAAUUUUAGUUCCAUCAUUUAUUUCUUAAUUGUUAAAAUUUCGUUCCUGUUUAUUGAAACAUUUUUUAAUCUGUUCUUCUAAUUAAUUGUAGUGAUUCAAAAGUGAUUUAAGAAAUUUUAUAUACUGAAUGUGUGAAUAGUGCAAACUAUAUCACACGAUUCAAUAUUUAUGUAAAAUAUUUUUGUAUAUAUUGAACAGAAGAAAAAAAUUAAAAUUAUUAAAAAUUAUAUAAAAGUAUACUUAUUGAAUAUAUGUCUGAGUGUCAACAAGUAAUAAUGGGUUUUGGAUUUUUUGAGUAAAAAGGCGCUUUUAAUGUAUAUACAUAAUGUAUUAAUAUGAAAAGUAUUUGUACGAAUUCUAUGUCACUGGUUGUUAUAAAAUAAUGUUUUAAUAAUAAUACACGUUUCCGUUCGCGAUUUUUUAAUGCAAAUAUUUCAAUUUAUACCAUUCAGAGAAAAUGGAAACCUUCACAAAACUGUGAAUUAGAUUACAUUUUAUUUUAAUUGUGAAUAAUAUAAUUCGUUAAUAUUCAAAACAUUACAUCAUAUUUUCAAUUUUGAAUAGUUAUCUUAGUAGUACUUAGUUGAAAUAAAACGUUCCAAGCAAUGUUCCAAGUUCUCUACCAAUAUAUUCAGGAGAUGUGUCUAUUUAUUAAAACAAUUUUAUGAUUUAUUCAUUCACUAAAAUUACCAUUUUAAAAUGUAUAUAAACUCCUGCCAAAACCAAAAUAAAAUCUUAUAAUUAUUAAUUGGAUUAAAUUUCUUAUAAUUAUUUUAAUUAUCUUAAUUUCUGAAUUUUAUUUAAUAAUAUUAUUAACAAAUGUAAAUGAAGUAAUAAAAUGACCAAAUUAUGCUACUUAACGUGUUGUUAAAAGGUUACAUUCUAUUACCUAUAUUUUUUUAUUCUAUUAAUUCGCUAGUUAAUCGUUUAUUCUUGUUAAAAUUAUUUGUUAACGUUUUUCAUUUGUACUCAAUUUUUAAAAAUGUAAAAUCAAUUUUAUUGUCAAAUUAUCCAAAGGCAUAAUUUCUAAAUUUUUAUUCUCCCAUUUUAGAAUUCU